CUCAACCCCGCUUGUUCGGUCGUUAUACGACCGAUUCUGACGUCACAAAGCGACGCGUUGCGGAGUCGUUUCGUUAGUUCUUCUUCAAUCCGCCCGCGCGCAAGUGUCUUUUGGUCGUGAAAAAUCUGCCAUCAUGGGUCGUAUGCACGCUCCUGGAAAGGGUAUUUCCCAGUCAGCUUUGCCAUACAGACGUAGUGUGCCGAGCUGGUUGAAACUUACUCCUGAGGAUUGCAAAGAACUUAUUUACAAACUAGCCAAGAAGGGUCAUACUCCAUCCCAAAUAGGUGUCAUCCUUCGUGAUUCUCAUGGAGUAGCACAAGUUCGUUUUCGUACCGGAAACAAAAUUCUGCGAAUUGUGAAGAGUAUGGGACUUGCUCCAGAUCUACCAGAGGACUUAUACUACCUGAUCAAAAAGGCUGUUGCGAUCAGGAAACACUUGGAGCGGAAUCGUAAGGACAAGGAUAGUAAAUUCCGCUUGAUUCUAGUUGAAUCUAGAAUUCACAGACUCGCCCGUUAUUAUAAAACAAAGGGUUCCCUUCCACCCAACUGGAAGUACGAAAGUUCAACCGCCAGUGCUCUUGUAGCCUGAAUUAUACUACUUUACUAUCAUUACAUGUCAAUAAAUUUCUUUUAUUGAUUU
This is a messenger RNA of Cephus cinctus (wheat stem sawfly), 640 nucleotides long. RefSeq names its product 40S ribosomal protein S13 (gene RpS13). Lineage: Eukaryota; Metazoa; Arthropoda; Insecta; Hymenoptera; Cephidae. Gene Ontology annotation, biological process: translation. Gene Ontology annotation, molecular function: structural constituent of ribosome; small ribosomal subunit rRNA binding. The record is from RefSeq and is a predicted model, not a curated record. The coding region runs from base 134 to 589 and encodes 151 amino acids. The transcript is spliced from 3 exons. Gene Ontology annotation, cellular component: ribosome; nucleolus; cytosolic small ribosomal subunit.